AUGGGAACCAAAUUUAGACCCAUUUGGGUUGCUUUUCUCCUUUUGCUGUUCUUGUCCUCUACUGUGUUUUCUUCGCCCCAUGAUGGUUUAAUUCGAACUGGGCUGAAAAAGAAGAAAGUGGAUCAAGUCAACAGGUUUGUUGGACAGACGGACUCUAAGGAAAGGGAAACAGUAAGGGUACCUGUCAGAAAGUAUAAUCUCCAUGGUAAUCUUAAAGACUCGGACACCGAUAUUGUUGCACUUAAGAACUAUAUGGAUGCACAAUAUUUUGGUGAUAUUGGCAUUGGUACUCCUUCCCAAACAUUCACUGUGAUAUUUGACACGGGAAGUUCUAAUCUUUGGGUGCCCUCUUCAAAGUGUUACUUUUCAGUGAGUCUCUUUAACCUUCUCACUUUAGUUAUUCAAGAAUCUUUAUUCAAUGGAAUUUUACUGNUUAAUUAA
Messenger RNA from Pistacia vera, 441 nucleotides. RefSeq names its product aspartic proteinase-like. The record is from RefSeq and is a predicted model, not a curated record. Lineage: Eukaryota; Viridiplantae; Streptophyta; Magnoliopsida; Sapindales; Anacardiaceae. The transcript has a single exon. Bases 1 to 441 code for a protein of 146 amino acids. Gene Ontology annotation, molecular function: aspartic-type endopeptidase activity. Gene Ontology annotation, biological process: proteolysis.